Messenger RNA from Colletotrichum spaethianum, 186 nucleotides. RefSeq lists its product as uncharacterized. The transcript has a single exon. Bases 1 to 186 code for a protein of 61 amino acids. The record is from RefSeq and is a predicted model, not a curated record. NCBI's taxonomy places the organism in Eukaryota, Fungi, Ascomycota, Sordariomycetes, Glomerellales, Glomerellaceae.
AUGAGUCCGACUCUAAGCCCCUUAAACCCCGGGAACGAGAAUGAAAGCGACAAGGCUAGCGACAGCGGUCUCAGCAAUGACGUUGCGACCCCCGCCGCCGCCGGUCUCGACAUAUCGCGCCUACGUUUCGAAUGCCGCUGGCCCAACUGCGGCAAGGUCUUCCGCAGACCGAGUGAUUUGACGUAA